This is a messenger RNA of Bursaphelenchus okinawaensis, 632 nucleotides long. The record is from the annotation of a GenBank genome assembly. NCBI's taxonomy places the organism in Eukaryota, Metazoa, Nematoda, Chromadorea, Rhabditida, Aphelenchoididae.
AUGUCUAGGGAGCAUCAGCAUGAUAUUAUAGUUGUGACAAAUGAUCAACAACGUUUCAAUGUUCCUGUAAACGUGAUGAAACAGAGUAAAGUAUUCGACACGAUGUUUACGAACAAUUUUGCGGAAUUUGCAGAAAGUCGAGAGUUCCAUGUGGAUCGAAUUGAUGGCAAAGUAUUUGAAAAGGUCUUGGAAUGGUGUGUUGAACAUAAAGGUAAGGAUUUUGCUAACUUUGGAGCUUUUAGAGCACCCAUUCUUUCAUGGCGAUUUAGAUCUGUAUUUUGUCCAUUACUGGGUCAAUACAAAGUUCGAUGAGACGGUCAAAAAACUUAAUUUCAGGACAAUCGGACCCUCAAAUUGAAGUAGAUCCUCAUACUCGAGAAAGGAAGUGGUUUUCGUACACAGAAUUUGAAAAGAAGUUCCUCGAUCAACCUGUCGAAGAACUGGAACAAAUUAUUAUGGCAGCUUCCUAUCUUGACAUAUCUUCGUUGUAUUUGUAUAGUUGCCAAGCAGUUGCUGCAAAGCUGAAAGGAAGGACUCCGGAAGAGAUACGAGCCUUACUUGGUCUACCUGAUGACUUGACAGAAGAAGAGAAACACAAUAUUAGGCAGAAGAAUGUGUGGACUGGAGAGUAG